AUGAAUUGGCAAGUAAGGUCAACAUUCAGACCUAGAGCAAGACGAGAUGAUGAAAAAUCUUUGCAGCCAGUUGGGCCUGUGGUUGCCCAGCUGCCUCAGGCUGAGCAACCUCAAGGGGAGGAGCCACCGACUAAGCAUCAGGAUAUUAUACCUGAUCAAGAGAAAAAAGAAGGAGCAUCUGUGGUUCAAGGGCCUGCCUCAGAACCUAAUCAAAAGGAACUGGCUGGUGAAAAGAUGGCAUGAGCUGGAGAUGGUCCUGCUGUCAAAGGGAGGGGACUUGCAAAUCUAGAGCCCCUUGAGAUGCCAGAGGCAGGUGAAUGGAAACCACAGGUUUAA
Messenger RNA from Neomonachus schauinslandi (Hawaiian monk seal), 336 nucleotides. Its product is annotated as P antigen family member 3-like. Lineage: Eukaryota; Metazoa; Chordata; Mammalia; Carnivora; Phocidae. The record is from RefSeq and is a predicted model, not a curated record.